CUGCAGGCGGACGACUGCGCGGAGCACGACACCAGCCAGUAUGAGUUCAAGCACGUGCUGUCGGAGCAGGUCGUCUACAGGAUGAAACGUGGGACGACGAAGAAGGAGCAGAGCCUCCCCUUGCAGACCGAGGGCGACGAUGAUCCUGAUGACAACGUCAUCGCGAAGUGGUCCGACGGAAUGACGUUCGAAGUUCAGAACUACACAAACAAGAUGCUGGAAUGGUACCUUCAGCAGCAGUCCCGCAGCAAGGGCAACGCGUACGGGGCUUGCACCAUCAAGAGCAUCGGCAGCGACGACUCGAAGGACGGUGCAGGCUGGAGGCUGGUGACAUGCUCCGAGAAGCGCAAGCUCGCUGACAAGACGGAGGCCGUGUCGAACAUGCUGCGCAUCUUCCGCACGUGCAAGGGCAAAUCCAGCGCGAAGCUCCAGGUGACG
Messenger RNA from Prorocentrum cordatum, 438 nucleotides. The record is from the annotation of a GenBank genome assembly. NCBI's taxonomy places the organism in Eukaryota, Dinophyceae, Prorocentrales, Prorocentraceae.